AUGUCCGAAGAUGGAGUCAUCCGGGGGUACCUGUGCUCAGCGGGAUUCCCAAGUGAGACUUUAUUUGUGGACGUGGCUGUGACUCAGAAGCAGAGGCUUGAUCAAGGCUUUGAGGAGGCUAAAGCUGAGCUGCUGAAGGAGAGCGACCUCCAAGACCACGUUGAAGGGCGUCUUGGUGACGUCUACGCCAGCUAUGACCCCUCUGAGCUCCACGCGUGUCUGAGUAACAUAGUGCUGACGGUAGUUCUGCAGGCAUUGGACCAAGCUGGCGGCGGCGACGUCUGGUUCGAGUCGCUCGAUUUUUGCUCGUCCGCAACUUCGAUGUUUGGUGAGGACCACGAGGAAGCCAAGGAGCCGGACAGCUUUUUGGCCCCGGUGACUGACCGUAAGUCCGGGAUUUAA
Messenger RNA from Klebsormidium nitens, 402 nucleotides. Lineage: Eukaryota; Viridiplantae; Streptophyta; Klebsormidiophyceae; Klebsormidiales; Klebsormidiaceae. The record is from the annotation of a GenBank genome assembly.